AUCGAAUCCACUCUUUUUUUUUUUCUUCUUUUUUUUUUCAUUCACUCGACUCUGUAGUCAUCAUGUCCGGCACACUCGUGCACCGGAAGAAGGCCGCGGCAGCCGCCAGCGACAGUCUUGGGAGUAGCAGCAGCAGCAGUGGUGCCAACGGAGGGGACCGAGCAGGCGCGUCCGCGAGCGGCGACCGACAGAGCGAAGAGGACGCGGCGCACACAAGCGCGCAGCUCGACGACGCCGACGACAGCGAAAAGUACAACAAAGAAGGGUGGCUGACGCUCAUGGAGGAAGUCCUCCUGCUCGGCCUCAAGGACCGCGAGGGUUAUACGUCAUUCUGGAACGACUGCAUCUCGUCGGGCCUGCGAGGAUGCAUACUAGCCGAGCUGGCAUUGCGCGGCCGUGUUGAGCUCGAGCGCACGGGCAUGCGCAAGCGAUCUCUGGCAACCCGCCGCGUCAUCCUCCUCGACGACACUCCCACCGGCGACGUUCUCUUGGACGAAUCGCUUCGUCAUAUCAAGGAAACAGAGCCACCGGAAACGGUCGAGUCCUGGAUUGAGUAUCUCAGUGGCGAAACUUGGAACCCGCUCAAGCUCAAGUACCAGCUCCGCCAGGUGCGCGAACGCCUCGCCAAGAACUUGGUCGAGAAGGGCGUGUUGACGACAGAAAAGCAAAACUUUUUGUUGUUUGACAUGACAACACACCCUGUGGUUGACUCGGCGCAAAAGGCCAAGGUCAUGAAGAAGGUGCAGAAUGCUCUGCUGGCCAAGUGGGUCAACGACGUCCAUCGCAUGGACAAGCGAACACUGGCUCUCCUGUUCCUCGCCCACGCGUCGGACGUGUUGGAGAAUGCCUUCUCGCCCCUCAACGAUGACGAUUAUGACCUUGUGAUGCGACGUCUCAAGGACCUGCUAGAACUCGAUCCCGAGAUUGAAACACAAAAGCCAAACGCUAACGAAAUGAUUUGGGCUGUCGCCCUUGUCUUUUUGCAACGCUAGAGAAAUUUUUUCAAAAUUUCAGAGUUGGUGCUGCGUCGUUGUUGUUGUUGUUGUUGUUCUUGUGGUGUGGUCUGUGUUUCUGCGUUUAUGUUUUAUUGGGUUCUUUUGCUGUUGGUUAUGUCUGACUUUUUUUGUUGUUUCUCCCCAUUUGAACGGUCUGUCGGGAUUGCUCGUUUAUUCUUCCCCGUCAACCGGCUCAUGCUCUCGCUCUCCCGAUCUUUCUCAGCUUUGUUGUUAGCCCUCUGAUUUUUGGGGUGGCUGCUUCUUCCCCGGUGUGUGCUGUUGCUUUGUACUUAUUGUACCAAAUUAUUCUUGUAUCCCU
Messenger RNA from Capsaspora owczarzaki ATCC 30864, 1314 nucleotides. RefSeq lists its product as hypothetical. The record is from RefSeq and is a predicted model, not a curated record. Gene Ontology annotation, molecular function: phosphatidylinositol-4-phosphate binding. Gene Ontology annotation, cellular component: cytosol; Golgi cisterna; trans-Golgi network. The transcript is spliced from 3 exons. Gene Ontology annotation, biological process: Golgi vesicle budding; Golgi to plasma membrane protein transport; Golgi organization. The coding region runs from base 63 to 992 and encodes 309 amino acids. NCBI's taxonomy places the organism in Eukaryota, Filasterea, Ministeriida, Capsasporidae.